Molecule: messenger RNA, 1020 nt
Organism: Nerophis ophidion (straightnose pipefish)
Lineage: Eukaryota; Metazoa; Chordata; Actinopteri; Syngnathiformes; Syngnathidae
Product: glycoprotein-N-acetylgalactosamine 3-beta-galactosyltransferase 1-B-like
Exons: 3
Coding region: 1-1020 (339 amino acids)
Cellular component (GO): membrane
Molecular function (GO): N-acetylgalactosaminide beta-1,3-galactosyltransferase activity
Source: RefSeq, a predicted model, not a curated record
AUGACCACAGCAUCCAGAAUCUCCUUCUGCGCGGGGUUUGUGUUCGGAGGCUUCAUGCUGUACCUUUUUCUACGACAAAUAGGCUUCCAGAAGACCUUUUCCGGGCCAUUAUUCAGCGGCUCCGGAAGGCAUCUCGAUCACCAGCAGCAAGAGCUUGAAGAGCAGAAAGUGUGGAAGAAAAAUGGGUCAGCCCUCUUGAAUCUGAAACACCCUCAUCAUUCAGAUGAAGACAGCAGAAUGGCAGAUGAAUUGUACAAAAAAGUACGCAUUCUUUGCUGCGUGAUAACUGCACCCCAAAACCUGGAGACGAGGGCUCGCUACGUGAAGGACACGUGGAGUCGUCACUGCAAUAUUGUGGUGUUUGUCAGUUCCGUGGACGAUCCAGACUUCCCAACCGUGGGUUUGGAUACAAAAGAGGGCCGUGACCAGCUUUAUUGGAAAACCAUCCGGGGCCUCAAAUACGUCUACGAGCAUCACGGCCACGAAGCCGAUUGGUUCCUCAAGGCGGACGACGACGCCUAUGCAAUAGUGGACAACAUGCGCUGGUUUCUUGCAAACCACUCCACGGAUGAGCCUAUUUAUUUUGGUCGAAGAUUCAAGCCCUUCGCCAAGCAAGGCUACAUGAGUGGUGGCGCUGGAUACGUGCUGAGCAAAGAGGCCCUGCGGCGAUUCUUGGAAGGCUUCAAAAACAAAGUGUGUACUCACACCAGCUCAGUGGAGGACCUAGCGUUGGGACAGUGCAUGGAGAAGGUCGGUGUGGUGGCAGGAGACUCCAGGGACACUUUGCAACGGGAGACAUUUCACCCCUUUGUACUUGAGCAACACCUUACUGCCAAGUUUUCAGAUAGUUUCUGGUAUUGGCGCUACAACUACUACCCCAUCUCACAGGAGUCUCUCACCUACCUCACAGCAAUGGUUCCAGCAGGGCAGCCAGGCUCCCCCGAACUUCUUUCCCUCGUGGAAAAGAUUUUGUCAAUUGCGUUGAGAGUCCAGCUGAUCAUAUCCAUGCCUGAAGUUUAG